AAAAUAGUGAAAAUUACCUUAAUCAAUCGAGCCUUCUUCUGAUGCAUUUGAAUCUCUUUCUCCCUCUUCCUUGCGGCUCGGCUCGGCGAUUCGAUCGGGAGGCAUUUGGGGCAUCUGAGCGCUGGCAGACAGCGCCGGUUGGUGGGGUUGGAUUGAGGAAGUGCCCGAGGUUCCCAAUUGGAGAAUCUUGCAAAUUACGGCAAAUUGAGAAUUAGAAAUGCAAUUUUGGUCGGAAUAGAAGCAGACCUGAUACCGGUCUCAAAUUUGGACCAGAAUUGGCAAGUGAACAGAUGGCAGAAGAGUUUCUAAUCAAUUGCUUUUAAACUUCUGUGAGAAGAAAUCCCCCUUUCUGCUGGUUGAUUAAUCAGCAAUGCCUAAGAAGAGAAAGCAGUCGGCGUCAAAAACAAUGGAACCCACCAAGAAGCAACAGAUACAGGAAGAAGUGGUGAACCAAAACCCCAAGCAAGAGGAAUAUGAAUACGAACAAGUAGAGGAGGACGAGGUGGAAGAAGAGGAGGUGGAGGAGGAGGAGGAGGAGGAGGAGGAGGAGGAGGAAGAGGAAAAAGAAGGCGAUGAAGAUGAAGAACCUAUUCAGAAGCUUCUCGAACCUUUCAGCAAGGACCAGCUGGUUGCGCUCCUCCUUGAAGCUGCUAGCAGACACCGAGAUGUUGCCAAACGCAUACGGAAGAUGGCCGAUGAGGAUCCCGUGCACCGCAAGAUCUUCGUGCAUGGACUGGGCUGGGAUACCAACACUGAAACCCUAAUCAGUGCCUUUAAACAAUAUGGCGAGAUUGAAGAUUGCAAGGCCGUCUGCGACAAGAUUUCAGGGAAAUCGAAAGGUUACGGCUUUAUCCUUUUCAGGUCUCGCCGUGGUGCCCGAAAUGCGCUUAAGGAGCCGCAGAAGAAGAUUGGGAACCGCAUGACUGCUUGCCAGCUAGCGUCUAUUGGGCCAGUGCCCACUAAUCAACAGGCCGCAGCUCCUGCACAGCCUGUGCCGGAGUACCCCCAAAGGAAGAUUUAUGUCAGCAAUGUUGGAGCGGAAUUGGACCCAAAGAAGCUGACUGAGUUCUUCUCCAAGUAUGGUGAGAUUGAGGAUGGGCCUCUGGGGCUUGACAAGGUGACCGGGAAGCCAAAAGGUUUCUGCUUGUUUGUCUAUAAGAAUAUAGAGAGUGCAAAGAAAGCCCUGGAGGAGCCCCACAAGAACUUUGAGGGGCAUAUCUUGCAUUGUCAGAAGGCCAUCGAUGGGCCAAAACCUGGGAAGUCUCAGCACAAUCAGCAACGUCAGAAUGCACAAACUUCACAGUUUCAGAGAGCUGAUAGUUCAGGAUACGGUGCUGGGGCUGUGGGGCAGUUUGGCACGCCCCCAAUUGGGAUUGGUCAGGGCGCCACAGCAGCGGCACCAGCUCUGAGCCCAGCACUAGGGCAGGCAAUUACAGCUCUGCUGGCAACUCAGGGGGCAGGGUUGGGCAUUGGUAAUUUGCUGGGUUCCCUCGGAACAGCCACAGCAGUGAACCCAGCCGUGCCAGGUGCAGGACAUGGACUGCAGGCAGCAUAUGGGAGCCAGGUUAGCCCAGGAGUGGUUGGAGCCUAUGGAGCUCAACCUGCAUAUCCAACCCAGCAGCAGAUUGGGCAAGCUGCUCCUCUGAGAGGGCAGCAUUCUGGACAAUAUCCAAGCACUGGGCCGUACAUGGGUCAUUAGGUCCUGUCCAAGAAGAUCUGAACGUAGGUGGAUCAGUUUAGUACUGCAUUGGUGGUUGUUCUGAAGUUUCAAGAGGUCAUGCAAAUGCAGUAUUUGUGAUUGCUACAAAGAACCAGAACCUUUAAAUCAUCAAAAGGAGCUAAUGUUUUUGCUACUUGCUUUUGCCCUAGUACUUUCUGUUGGCUACUUCUAAAAAUACUUGAAGUUUUAAGUGUUGUUUGCUUUUAAUUUAUGAACAUUAUAUUUAGAGUAUUCUCAUUAUAAAAUCAUCUGUAGUCUGUGCUAUCCAUCAGCUGAACAAAGAUGGUCUUCCAAAUCCAAUUUCUACUGCUAUUGAGAUUCCCUCUGUAAGCUCCUGAACAAAAGAGCUUCUCAGUGUUGUGGUGUUUGGACUCUUUUCAACUUAUUGAUUCAAUGGAUACAAAUCUAUACUGCAAUUGCAAGUA
Messenger RNA from Punica granatum (pomegranate), 2145 nucleotides. Lineage: Eukaryota; Viridiplantae; Streptophyta; Magnoliopsida; Myrtales; Lythraceae. The record is from RefSeq and is a predicted model, not a curated record.